GGACAACGGGCGAUGGGAGACAACAAGAGUUCCAUAGACUAUUGUGGUGAGCUGCUGUCCCAAGAUUGAGUCACUUAGUCCAGUUCCAAACGAGUAUCGACCGUCUUUACUCCCUAUCACCCAUCUCUCGCUAGCGCACGCGGACUACUCUCGCUAUUCGCACCGCACCAAUCCCACCACGAACUGUUUUCACCACCGCAUAACCAGGCCAAACAUCGACUUCCCCAACACCCAACAUGGAGCAGUAUUCAUAUGAAGACGUCACACCCGUCAACAUUAAUCUGGAGGAGCCUCAACUAUGCCAGAUCCUCUACGACGAUGAGUACAAGAGCGUGAUGGGCAUCUUACUAGCCCUCCUCAAGCAGAACGAAUACUCAGAACGGGCCCUCUACAUCACCGAAUUGGGUCUCGAGUUGUUGGCAUCUCACUACACCAUCUGGGUCUACAGGUAUAGGAUCUUGACGCAUUUGAAGCGGGACUUGGUUGCCGAAUUGGACUGGUGUGAACAGAUCGCUCUUGAAAACGAAAAGAACUACCAGAUCUGGAACUACAGACAAUUGAUCAUCAACAAGAUCUUGGAGGAUCCCUCCAACACUUACGAUCCGCAUCGGGAGGGGCCCCUUAUCAAUGCCAUGUUGGAGGAAGAUACCAAGAACCACCACGUCUGGUCCUACCGCAAGUGGUUGGUCGAGAAAUUCGGAUUGUACCAGGACCCUAAGGAACUAGAGUUCGUGGAAGCUUGCUUAUUGUUAGACCUCAGAAAUAACUCGGCCUGGAGCCACCGGUUUUUCCUCAAGUUUGGAGCAAAUAACAUCACGGAAGCCCAGUUAAAAGCAGAAAUUGAUUAUACUAAAUUGUUGAUAGAAAAGGCCCCCCAGAAUCCUUCGGCUUGGAACUACUUGCUUGGGAUUUUUCACAAGAGUUCCAGGUCUUUGGCUGAGUUGCAACCAUUUUGUGAAAAAUUGGCAGAUUAUAAUAACGAAGACGUAAAAAGCUCAUAUGCAUUGGAGACGCUUGCAAAAAUUUACAACGAGCAACAGAAGCGAGAGGAGUCUGGAAAAAUCUACGACUUGCUUGGGGAUAGAUACGAUCCUAUCAGAAGAAACUACUGGAGAUAUGAAAAGUCACGGAUUCAAGCCAAUUAAACAGUGCUCGACCAUAGCUUCAGGAGUUGCGUAAAAUGAAAACUCCAAUGAGAAGCUCUUGUGCAUUAGCUUAUUGUAUUAACGAUUUUAGUUCAUGAAAGAAUUUUGUAGUCAGUUUUGAAAGUAGGAUGUGAGAUGAAUGGAGGGAAGAAUG
Messenger RNA from Suhomyces tanzawaensis NRRL Y-17324, 1299 nucleotides. It is a transcript of the gene RAM2, whose product is annotated as bifunctional protein farnesyltransferase/protein geranylgeranyltransferase. Gene Ontology annotation, cellular component: protein farnesyltransferase complex; cytoplasm; CAAX-protein geranylgeranyltransferase complex. NCBI's taxonomy places the organism in Eukaryota, Fungi, Ascomycota, Pichiomycetes, Serinales, Debaryomycetaceae. Gene Ontology annotation, molecular function: CAAX-protein geranylgeranyltransferase activity; protein farnesyltransferase activity. Bases 237 to 1145 code for a protein of 302 amino acids. The transcript has a single exon. Gene Ontology annotation, biological process: protein farnesylation; protein geranylgeranylation. The record is from RefSeq and is a predicted model, not a curated record.